This is a messenger RNA of Hyposmocoma kahamanoa, 5316 nucleotides long. It is a transcript of the gene Duox, whose product is annotated as dual oxidase. The transcript is spliced from 29 exons. Gene Ontology annotation, molecular function: peroxidase activity; superoxide-generating NAD(P)H oxidase activity; calcium ion binding. Bases 229 to 4731 code for a protein of 1500 amino acids. Gene Ontology annotation, biological process: superoxide anion generation; defense response; response to oxidative stress. Gene Ontology annotation, cellular component: NADPH oxidase complex; plasma membrane. The record is from RefSeq and is a predicted model, not a curated record. Lineage: Eukaryota; Metazoa; Arthropoda; Insecta; Lepidoptera; Cosmopterigidae.
CCCCGCAACCAACUCGCGCGCAGGUCGACUCGACCAAUGUUUUGUGUUUACCCUCACUUCCGCGUUCGAAAUACGACUUUCGCUCUGUAAACAGUUCGUGUUCUUUUAUUGAACAUUUUAAUAUAAUCUGUGUUAAUUCCACUAUUUGCCUUCCAAUCUAGCCAGUGUCAAAGAGAUUCUUUUAAACUUCCUAGGGAUGUCCUGUAAUUAGAGCCUACUCUGGACAAGAUGGGUGCGCAAAAGAGCACGCGCCACUGGUUGGUAUUGAUGCUGACAGUGGUUGCGUUCAUCGCCAGCUCGUUAUGUAACCCUGAUGUGUACUACGAAAAACAACGUUAUGAUGGCUGGUUCAACAACAGAGCAUACCCUGAUUGGGGAUCAGUGGGUAGUCGACUGACGCGCAAGUCACCCGCCGCGUACGCCGACGGUGUUUACAUGAUGGCGGGAGCUGACAGACCAGGUGCCCGCACUCUAUCCAAACUGUUCAUGCGGGGUCAAGAUGGGCUACCUUCGCUUGCCAAUCGCACCGCGUUGUUGGCUUUCUUUGGACAAGUGGUAACUGGUGAGAUAGUGAUGGCUUCAGAAUCCGGUUGCCCCAUCGAGCAUCAUCGCAUUCCGGUGGAUAAGUGUGAUCAUAUGUACGAUCCUGAUUGCCAGGGAGCCAAGUACAUGCCAUUCCUGAGAGCCGCUUAUGAUAGAGCUACAGGGCAGAGUCCGAAUAGUCCUAGGGAACAGAUAAACCAAAUGACAUCAUGGAUCGACGGCAGCUUCGUUUACAGCACGAGCGAGGCGUGGGUGAAUGCAAUGAGGUCAUUUCAGAAUGGAAGCUUGGCUAGUGAAGGAGGCAUGCCUCUUCGCAACACAAAGCGAGUGCCUUUAUUCAACAACCCAGUGCCGCACUACAUGAGAAUGCUGAGCCCUGAAAGACUUUUCUUAUUGGGAGACCCAAGAACAAACCAAAAUCCAGCGAUGGUGACAUUUGGUAUCCUGCUCCUACGAUGGCAUAACGUAGUAGCAGAGCGCGUACACCGUCAGCAUCCAGACUGGAGUGACGAACAACUAUUUCAGCGAGCCAGACGAAUUGUCAUUGCCAGUUUACAAAACAUCAUACUUUACGAGUACGUUCCAUCCUUUCUUGGAGUUCCAUUACAACCAUACCAAGGAUACAAAGCUGAAGUGGCUCCAGGAGUGACACACGCUUUCGCUGUUGCUGCGUUCAGAUUUGGUCAUACUCUUGUCCCACCAGCUAUUCUAUUAAGAGAUAGGAACUGCCGAUACGGAAGAGCUCCAGGAGGUCAUGAUGCUAUAAGAUUGUGUCAAACUUGGUGGGAUGGUAAUGAUGUUAUGUCACAAGUGCCUAUUGAAGAAGUCCUCAUGGGCAUGUCCUCCCAACUCGCUGAACGCGAAGACGCGCUACUUUGCUCUGAUGUUCGAGACAAUUUGUUUGGCCCUAUGGAAUUUUCGAGAAGAGAUCUUGGAGCUUUAAACAUUAUGAGAGGAAGAGAUAAUGGUCUUCCUGAUUAUAACACUGCUAGAGAAUACUUCGGUCUUCCAAAAAUUAAGACCUUCAAUGAAAUCAAUCCUAAUCUUUUUGAGAAGAACCCAGACUUAUUACAAAAACUGAUUCAGGCUUACGACGGUAGACUUGAUAACAUUGAUGUUUACAUCGGUGGUAUGUUAGAAUCAACUGGACAUCCAGGAGAACUAUUCAGAGCCAUAAUAAUAGAUCAAUUUACAAGAAUACGAGAUGCGGACAGAUUCUGGUACGAAAAUUAUAAAAAUGGAAUUUUUACACCUGACGAAAUCGAAGAGCUCCGUCGCAUUACACUUUGGGACAUAAUCGUAAACAGUACAGCUGUAGGGCCGAACGAUAUACAACGCGAUGUCUUUCACUGGAGUGCUGGAGAUCCGUGCCCACAACCUUACCAACUCAAUGCCUCUAAGUUGCCUCCUUGCAAAUAUUUGAAAGGAUAUGAUUAUUUUGAGGGUAACGAAUUUGCCUACAUCUACAUAUGCCUCAUAUUAGGUUUUGUUCCCAUUUUGUGUGCUGGAGCUGGAUACGGAGUAGUAAAAUUACAGAACAGUAGAAGAAGAAAACUCAAAAUUCAACAAGAACAUCUGAAAAAUGCACAAUACAAAGGAUCAUCAACAGUAGAUAAAAUGGUCUGUCGAGAAUGGGUGCAUGCAUCUCAUAAGAGACUAGUGAAAUUGAGGCUAGGACCUGAACCAGCUCUGAACGUCACUGAUCGCAAAGGAGAUAAAUUGCGGACUGUGCCUUUGGAUCACACAGAUCAGCUAACGGUUCUUGAAAGCCAGGAAGGUCGUCAUAACAAACGUCCUCUUGUUCUUAUUCGAGUACCUCGCGAACAUGAUUUAGUAUUGGAAAUGGAUUCGGUAGCGUCACGACGCAAGUUUCUUGUUAAACUGGAUACAUUCCUUGCUCAACAUAAGAAAGCCCUCAAUCUUAGUCAGGGUCAUCGCGAACAAAUUUUGGCUACAGCAGAAACACGAGAAAGAAGACAACGCAAACUAGAGCAUUUUUUCAGAGAAGCUUAUGCUAUUACAUUUGGACUGGCUCCUGGCGAAAAAAGAAGAAGAUCAGAAAAUGCUGACCCUGAGUCCAUCGUAAUGCGAACCUCACUAUCGAAGAGUGAAUUUGCUAGUGCACUUGGGAUGAAAGCUGAUGCUGUGUUUGUAAAAAAGAUGUUCAAUAUUGUAGAUAAAGACAGCGAUGGGAGAAUUUCCUUUCAGGAAUUUUUGGACACAGUAGUGUUAUUCUCUAGAGGUGCAACAGAAGACAAACUUCGUAUAAUUUUCGACAUGUGUGAUAACGAUAGAAAUGGAGUCAUCGACAAAGGAGAGUUAAGUGAAAUGCUGAGAUCGCUAGUAGAAAUUGCAAGAACCACAAGUCUUAGAGACGAACACGUCACGGAAUUGAUUGAUGGAAUGUUUUCUGACGCAGGGCUUCAACAUAAAGACCAUCUCACAUAUUCGGAUUUCAAAGUGAUGAUGAAAGAAUACAAAGGAGAAUUUGUAGCUAUUGGACUUGACUGUAAGGGUGCGAAACAGAACUUCUUAGACACUUCCACUAACGUUGCAAGAAUGACAAGUUUUCAUAUUGAACCUUCCAUGGAACAAUCAAGGCAUUGGCUCCUUUUAAAAUGGGAUUACCUCACAACAUUUUUGGAAGAGAACAGACAAAACAUCUUCUACUUAUUUGUCUUUUACGUCGUAACUAUUGGCUUGUUUGUGGAAAGAUUUGCCCACUAUUCGUUCAUGUCUGAGCACUUAGAUUUGAGACACAUCAUGGGUGUGGGCAUUGCUAUAACUAGAGGAUCAGCGGCUUCUCUAUCGUUCUGCUACAGUUUGCUACUGUUAACAAUGUCUAGGAACUUGUUAACAAAGUUAAAAGAAUUCAGUAUACAACAAUACAUUCCUCUCGAUUCAAGCAUUCAGUUCCACAAAAUUGUAGCUUGCACAGCCCUUUUUUUCUCUCUUCUCCACACUGCCGGACACAUGGUGAAUUUCUACCACGUAUCAACACAACCUGUAGAAAAUUUACGAUGUCUUACAAAGGAAGUCCACUUUACGUCAGAUUUCAAACCAGGAAUUACAUAUUGGGUAUUCCAGACUGUCACAGGUAUAAGUGGAGUUCUGCUAUUCAUAAUAAUGUGCAUAAUCUUCAUAUUUGCACAUCCAGUAAUACGCAAGCGUGCGUAUCCGUGGUUCUGGCGUGCUCAUUCUUUGCAUGUGGCUCUGUAUGCUCUUUGCCUAGUUCAUGGAUUGGCUAGGCUUACAGGAGCACCUCGUUUUUGGAUAUUCUUUAUGGGACCAGCUAUUAUUUAUAUUUUAGACAAGGUCGUAUCUCUACGCACGAAAUACUUAGCUCUGGACGUUCUUGAAACUGAAAUGUUACCGUCAGAUGUUAUAAAAAUCAAGUUCUACAGACCACCAAACUUGAAAUAUUUAUCAGGUCAAUGGGUGCGAUUGGCAUGUACAGCAUUCAAAAAGGAAGAAUUCCAUUCCUUCACUCUGACUUCAGCCCCACAUGAAAACUUCCUCUCAUGUCAUAUCAAAGCUCAAGGUCCUUGGACGUGGAAGUUGAGGAACUAUUUUGAUCCUUGCAAUUAUAACCCUGAGGAUCAACCUAGAAUCAGAAUACAAGGUCCAUUCGGAGGCGGCAACCAAGACUGGUACAAGUUCGAGGUCGCUGUGAUGGUGGGCGGCGGCAUCGGCGUCACGCCUUAUGCCUCCAUUCUCAAUGAUCUGGUCUUUGGCACUUCCACGAACAGAUACUCUGGAGUAGCAUGUAAAAAGGUAUACUUCCUAUGGAUCUGUCCUUCGCACAAGCACUUCGAAUGGUUCAUCGACGUGCUACGCGACGUGGAGCGCAAAGACGUUACCAACGUGCUUGAGAUACACAUCUUCAUCACACAGUUCUUCCACAAGUUCGAUCUUAGAACUACUAUGCUGUAUAUCUGCGAGAAUCACUUCCAACGCCUAUCUCGCACUUCAAUGUUCACCGGGUUGAAAGCGGUAAACCAUUUUGGACGACCAGACAUGUCCUCCUUCCUUAAAUUCGUUCAAAAGAAACAUAGCUAUGUAUCAAAAAUCGGAGUAUUCUCGUGCGGUCCACGACCACUGACAAAGUCCAUAAUGUCAGCAUGCGAGCAAGUGAACCGGACACGACGGCUUCCCUACUUCAUACAUCAUUUCGAGAACUUCGGAUAACUUCCUAUGUGCAACUUCUCGUGCACAAAACAAAUGAAAUCUAGUGAUUUUAAUUUAUUUUAAAAGAAACUCAUAAGCUCUGCGAAGCUUAUAUGUUUAGUUCAUUUGAUAUUGUUUGAUGCUGUUAUAGUAUAAUUUCAAGUGCUACCUACUUAUUUCAACGGUCAUAAACAUUUUUAGUUUCAUUUGUUGGGGGUAAAAAUAUUUUUGUUACAUACCUAUCCAGCAUUGUGUUGCAUCAUGAUUAUAUUCAAAAUUUAUUUUUGUAAGUAAGCUUCCUUUGAGUUUCUUUCAAUGGAUUACAUUAAUAGCAACCUACUUAUAUUUAGUUUAAUCAUUUACAUUCCAAACGAAUUCUAAAGGCUAUUAGAUAAGGCGCAUCAUUGUAUCUUAGUAAAAAUUUUGCUUAGUUUUUUUCACAAGUUAGUUACCUACUCCUAAUUAUUUAUUUUUAGCUUUUACAAAACUAUUUUUGUAUUAUCCGGACACAAUUUAGAGAUUUAGUACAAAAACUAUUGAUAUCUAAUCAUUUUAUGUACAAAAUAAUGAUAUUUAAAUUUUUAGAAAAAUAUUUUAAUACUCAAU